Molecule: messenger RNA, 873 nt
Organism: Boeremia exigua
Lineage: Eukaryota; Fungi; Ascomycota; Dothideomycetes; Pleosporales; Didymellaceae
Exons: 2
Coding region: 1-873 (290 amino acids)
Source: RefSeq, a predicted model, not a curated record
AUGGCUGCAGCAUACUAUCUCGCCGCCCAUGGCGCCCAUUUCCCCGUGGUACACCCAGAGCAGAAGCAAUCUCCAAGCCCUCCAUCUACACAUCCCUUGUUCAGCGUACACCAUCACACACCGCAAGUACCUACAACAACACUCGCCAAAACCGAACGCGCAGACAGCGAUCAGCCCAUGAACAGCCAAUUAGACAGCCUCUUCUUCCGCCUGCCCGCAGAGCUCCGAAACCAGAUCUACGAAGAUCUUCUAUGUGCUAAUACACCAACCAAGCUGGUCGAUCUCACAAAUGCGUCGCGGAUACCAACACCUGCACCCACUUAUCCAGCCAUCCUGUCGACAUGUAAACGAAUCCACGAAGAAGCAAAGGAUCUACUCUACACGACGCAUAUCUUUCAUGCGCAUCCGAGUCUCCUCACGGCACUACCGCAUCUCAUGACCACGAGUCACCCGGUUCUUUACCCCACCGUCCUCAGCAAAAUCCGCAGAUGGCAAUUGACCGUGAGACUGGACACGGAUCCACGCUUCACCGCGCAACAAACCACAGCCGCGUUCUCGAAUGCCGAGUUCCUCGAGAUCAAGGCCUGGCAGAGCAUGUUCGACGGGUGCAAUGCCGCGGUCUUGAAACUCUUUACCGGGAUCAGGGGCGUCAAGUUUGCGAGGGUCAUCGGCAGUGUAGAUGACGGGCUAGCCCGGUGGUUGGAGGAGAAGAUGAUGAGCCCCCCAGAAGAAGAGAAGGCGGUCGAGUGGUGCGAAUGUAAAGGCGUGAGGUAUUUGAAGUGCGAGGGGUGUGAGAAGAGAGUCAAUUUUGAUGGAAAUGGCGCGGGUAUGUGGGGGGAUGAGGCAGACGCCUGGAGAUUUGGGAACCGGUAG